Messenger RNA from Rhodamnia argentea, 1427 nucleotides. RefSeq lists its product as uncharacterized. Gene Ontology annotation, molecular function: phosphoric diester hydrolase activity. The coding region runs from base 247 to 1203 and encodes 318 amino acids. The transcript has a single exon. Gene Ontology annotation, biological process: lipid metabolic process. The record is from RefSeq and is a predicted model, not a curated record. Lineage: Eukaryota; Viridiplantae; Streptophyta; Magnoliopsida; Myrtales; Myrtaceae.
AUACACAAAAAUUAUAUCAAAACACAUAAAAAUCCUAAUGACAGGUCAUGGUUUUUCCCCAUCUGGUCUUUCCUGCAAUCCCAAGGAAGUCCAACCUCCUUGGAAUUGAUCCACCUGUGGUUUCAAUGUUCCAUACUUGAUGAAGAUAUAACUGUUCUGCCCCCAGUUACACCCCCAAGCAAGAAGAGGAAGAGAAGGCUCCGAUCUUCCUCCUCCUCCUCCUCCUCCUUCUUGGGAGUUUUAGGAAUGGGAUCCACGGUCUCCACACAGGUCCAGAAGAGAAAGGCCUUGUCGACAGAGAAGAAGGUCCUCUGUGAUCUCAACCAAUCCUCCGGCUGCGAUUUUCCCGGCUGCGACUACUGUCCGCCGGACAGGAAAGCCUGGAUGGCUGGCCUUGGCGCGGAGAAACUCCACAUAAACAAGAUUGUUUGGCCGGGGACCCACGACUCCGCGACCAACAAGAUCGGCAUACCCUUCGUGUCUCGCCCUUUCGCUCAAUGUCAAAGCCUGUCCAUCUACCGCCAGCUUGUCCUGGGCACGCGGGUCCUGGAUGUCCGGGUCCAGGAGGAUCGCAAGAUCUGUCAUGGGAUCCUGGUCACCUACGGCAUCGACGUCGUGAUCCAGGAUAUCAAGAAGUUCCUAUCGGAGACCGAGAAGGAGAUCGUGAUCCUCGAGAUCAGGACUGAGUUCGGGCACCAGGACCCGCCGGACUUCGACAAGUACUUGGUUGAUCAGCUAGGGGAAUUCCUGAUCCACCAGGACGACCAUGUCUUCGGGAAGACGGUCGAGGAAUUGUUGCCAAGGAGGAUAAUCUGCAUUUGGAAGCCUAGGAAGUCACCCCAUCCGAAAGCGGGCGAUCCUCUGUGGAGUGCGGUGUAUUUGACGGACAAUUGGAUCGACACCGAUUUGCCUUCGACCAAAUUCGACAGCAACAUGAAGCAUUUGAGCGAGCAGCCGCCAGCUUUGUCCAGGAACUACUUCUACCGGGUGGAGAACACGGUCACGCCAAAAGCAGACAAUCCCAUCUUGUGCGUUAAGCCAGUGACGGGCCGAAUCCACGGGUAUUCACGGCUCUUUAUAUCGCAGUGCUUCGCAAAGGGUUGUGUGGAUCGACUACAGGUUCUGUCGACGGACUUCAUCGACAAGGAUUUUGUCGAUGCGUGUGUCGGGCUCACACAUGCCAGGAUCGAAGGGAAAGCAUGAAAUUUCGCAUGAUUUUUUCACUGUAUUGUCUCUGUGUAAAUGUCACGGUCCUGUGUUGAGCUUGAGAUCUCCUUCCUGCUGCCAAAUCAUCUGCACCAGAGGCCACAGUUAUUGAUUUGCAGUCAGAUGGUAUGUAAGAUUUGUUUGGUCAUAAGUUGAUGUAUUUGUUUGUGGUUUAUUGUGUACGAAGAGUUGUCUGUGUAAUCUGAGACAAAAAUUCGUCC